AUGCCAGAGCCAAAUGAUGAACCACCCUCCGGAUUCAAUUGGUGGAGGAGAACUUUGAGCUACAAGACAGGCCUGGGUUUAACUCAAGAAGAAAAAGUAAAGUAUGAGAACGAUCUCAAACUCAAAAAGUCCAAAGAUGACUGUGCCAAGUGCUACGAAUACAGAGACUGGAUGUUGCGGUAUUCACCAACGGUAAAGUUCCUGAUGGAUCAAAUUUCUCAAGCAGGGGGGCAGAUUUCUGCUAAGGAUAUUGUGUGCGACGAAUGCGAUGAUUUGAAAGGUGGAGGGUUUCAUCCUGAAAUUGGAAUCCUUAUUUGUCAAAACAGGUUGAUAGACAAGUGGCAUCUGGAAGACAUUGUUUCUCAUGAGUUGAUUCACGCCUAUGACAACACCAAGUUCAAAGUGGACUGGUUUAAUUUGCGUCAUCACGCUUGUUCUGAAAUUAGGGCGUCGUCACUCAGUGGUGAAUGCAGGAUAAUGCAACAGUUUUGGAGAUCAUCAAUUAGUAGAUUCAAUAGUGGGCAUCAAGAUUGCGUCCGAAGGAGAGCUGUUCUAAGUUUGCAGGCAAAUCCUAAUUGUAAGGAUAAAGAACAGGCUGAAAGUAUAGUUGAUGAAGUUUUUGAGAGCUGUUUCAAUGAUACCAGACCCUUUGAGAUGAUCUACCGAUGA
Komagataella phaffii GS115 is the source of this 669-nucleotide messenger RNA. Its product is annotated as Putative metalloprotease of the mitochondrial inner membrane. Gene Ontology annotation, cellular component: extrinsic component of mitochondrial inner membrane. Gene Ontology annotation, biological process: mitochondrial proton-transporting ATP synthase complex assembly; mitochondrial protein processing. The record is from RefSeq and is a predicted model, not a curated record. Gene Ontology annotation, molecular function: metalloendopeptidase activity. The transcript has a single exon. The coding region runs from base 1 to 669 and encodes 222 amino acids. NCBI's taxonomy places the organism in Eukaryota, Fungi, Ascomycota, Pichiomycetes, Pichiales, Pichiaceae.